This is a messenger RNA of Chelonus insularis, 898 nucleotides long. RefSeq names its product ER membrane protein complex subunit 6 (gene EMC6). Gene Ontology annotation, biological process: autophagosome assembly; protein folding in endoplasmic reticulum. Lineage: Eukaryota; Metazoa; Arthropoda; Insecta; Hymenoptera; Braconidae. Gene Ontology annotation, cellular component: membrane; endoplasmic reticulum; EMC complex. The coding region runs from base 129 to 473 and encodes 114 amino acids. The record is from RefSeq and is a predicted model, not a curated record. The transcript is spliced from 5 exons.
UCAUCAACCAGCUGAUUUUCGACGGAAGUUGUAAAACUUUGCGGGUCCACUGUCAAAACUGUUUAUAAUCAUUAAAUUACAAAUACAAGCUGCGGUUUUAUUAUAACCUGAAUAAUUAGAAGAUAAUAAUGUCUGGAAAAAAUCUAAGUAAACAGGAAAAGAACGGAGACGUUGUGGCGUACAGUGAAGCAGCAGUCAGAAAUAAUGCAGCAGUGGUAGAAUAUUGUAGAAUAUCAAUGGCAGCAUUAUCCGGUAGUACUGCAGGUUUACUUGGAUUGACUGGAUUUUAUGGUUUUGGAUUCUAUAUUUUUGCUGUCAUAAGUUUAUGGGCAAUGCUAUUACUCAAAGCAAGUGGUAAUUGGAGGCAAUACUUCAUUAGUCGAUAUAGUUUACUGACUAAUGGUUUCUUUGGUGGUUUAUUUACAUAUGUUCUAUUCUGGACAUUCCUGUACGGUAUGGUACAUGUUUAUUGAGUGUUGGGAAUUUUGUAGUUAGUUAAUUCACCCGAAUGAAGAGGAGAAAACGAACACAAUAUUUGCUGUGAGUGAUUUUGAAAUUUCCCAUGUUUUUAAUUACAAAUUUUAAAUGGAUUAUACUAGAAGACUAUCAACUCUAUUUACAAACUGUUUGAAAAAUUCAAGUGGUCACUGUUUUCCUAUUCUAAACUAAAAGUUGAUUCAAUGAAAAAUUAGGUUAUAGAUGUAUAUCAUAAAAAUAUAACUAUAAAUAAUUUAUUAUUAGAUUUAAAAAAAGAGCUGAAAAGUAUCGUCAAAGCAUUUAAAGAAUUAUUUUAUAUCUAGAUAGAUUAGUAUCAUUCGCGUUGAAAGUUUGUACUUUACAUGCUCCUGUAUCUAAGACAUAAACUAAAUGAAUAAAUAUUAUUGUUUGGAUAAGUGAA